This is a messenger RNA of Solea solea (common sole), 1723 nucleotides long. Its product is annotated as zona pellucida-like domain-containing protein 1. The record is from RefSeq and is a predicted model, not a curated record. The transcript has 11 exons. Lineage: Eukaryota; Metazoa; Chordata; Actinopteri; Pleuronectiformes; Soleidae. The coding region runs from base 87 to 1274 and encodes 395 amino acids. Gene Ontology annotation, cellular component: cell surface.
GCUGUAUUUAAGAACCUCCAGCUCCACACAUUGGCCCACGCUGGAGACAAGCAGAGAAGAGGGGACAGCAGCAGAGCCACAGAGGAAUGUCCACAAAAAGGAAGGCUAAAAUGAAACUUCUUGGUGUUCUCUUCUUGGUGUCCAUGGUGGCAGAAAGUCACCAGUUAACGUGCACAAGUGAAUUUCGACGUCCAGAGUACACUGACAUCUCAGUUUCAUGUGGGACGGCCUCGAUUAGCCUGGCUAUCAUCGUCUGUCCCGUUAUCUACACCGGCUACAACGAAUCUCUGCUCAUCCUCAACAACAUAUACAACAAUCCGGAGUGCGAGGGAACUCUGGAUGAGUCCGCCAACCCGCCUGUUGUCAGGUUCACCUUCCCACUCAACAUGACCAACGCUUGCGGCAGCCUCUUCCAGACCACCAGUGCAGCUGGAACAGGGAUCUUUUCUGACUUCUCCAACAUCCAGACGGUUAAUGUCAGUGGCAAGGUGCAGUCUCACGAUCCAACCACGGGAAUGGUCACCUAUAACGCUGAGCUCAAAUAUUUCUAUUCCUGUGCUUACCCUCUGGAGUAUCUCAUCAACAACACCCAGGUGGACGUGUCAUCAUCUUCUAUUGCAUUGACGGACAAGAAUGGAAGCUUCAUCAGCACCCUGAGCAUGAAACUCUACAGUGACAUCAACUUCCAAAAUCCUCUAGUCAUACCAACCAGUGGAUUAGAGCUAAGGACGGCGAUUUACGUAGAAGUCGAAGCGUCCAACCUGACUGCUCAGUACAACGUCCACCUGGACCGAUGCUAUGCUUCCGUCUCUCCUUACCCCACAAACUCGUCGGCCUUCAACCUGUUUGUCUCGUGCUCUCAGGACACCAUGACCUCAAUCUAUGAGAACGGUGACAGUCACAGUUCCCGCUUCUCCUUCAAGGCCUUCAGGUUCAUAGAGCAGCAGAACGAGACGGUGUCCACUUACUACAUCCACUGUAUCGCACGACUCUGCGCGAUCAGCACCUGCAUUGAUUUUAAAUGUAGCAGCACCGCCAGGAGGAGGAGGGAUGUGUCUGCCAGUGAUGUUUCAGAGGCGACCACCUUAUCCUCCAACUUCCCCAUUCUUACCAAAAAUGACAACCAACUGACAUCUCAGGAGGAAGCCAUGUCCAGUGCCCAAUCCAACUCUGGCUCCACGGUGGGACUCGGUGUGGCUGUGGGCGUCCUCGCGGUGGCGGUGGUCGUGGCUGUGGGUGCGGCUGUCAUCUUCUACAGGCGGCUCAGACACUAACACAAGGAGCGCAGACACCUGUGUACGCCGCUGCUGGAUGCAGUCAUGCGCAGCAAUGUCUCCCGCCUGGUGUAGAACUAAGCCCCGGCAUCAUAUCACCCAUAAAGUAGCAUUCACAGCACGGCGUGGCUGCAGUUCUAUUAGAAAUGUACUGUGUAGAAUCGUCUAUAUUUAAGAGUGGAGCGCACGUACCUCUGAACAAAGAGAUGCUUUGUUUUCGUAGAAAAUAUAAUAACAUCAUCAUAUAAUAAGCUAAAGUGUUUAUAGUGAGGGUAGAAAAAGUCAGUCCUUCUUAAUAGUGUUGUAAACGCAACACAACUAAAAAUCACUUUAAUCAAACCAUGUCUCAAAAGACUGACAAGAAGGAAAUCAGAUGCCACUGUUGGAUGACUGUUUACGGAGAAAGUUAAGAAGUAAACAUGACGGCAAUAAAAAAAGUUAACAAUCAA